Cyprinodon tularosa is the source of this 5149-nucleotide messenger RNA. It is a transcript of the gene lmo7a, whose product is annotated as LIM domain 7a. NCBI's taxonomy places the organism in Eukaryota, Metazoa, Chordata, Actinopteri, Cyprinodontiformes, Cyprinodontidae. Gene Ontology annotation, molecular function: protein binding. The transcript is spliced from 32 exons. Gene Ontology annotation, biological process: regulation of signaling; regulation of cell adhesion. The record is from RefSeq and is a predicted model, not a curated record. Bases 253 to 4587 code for a protein of 1444 amino acids.
UGGGAGCCACAGUGGGACGGUAGAUCUCCGGCCCCUUGCCUCUGAACUGCCCCCUCCCUGCUGCAGGUCUGCAGCUCCAAACCAAGUUGAGCUCACACAGACUUUGAAGACCUUUGCUUGAUCGGAGCUUUGCAGAAAAGAGGCAAGGCGCAGGUGUGUCGGAUGAAAGGACAGAGAUGUGAUCACAGGUCACCUGUUUUCAGCCUGUUCUUUUUAAGGCGACCUUAUAACCUGGAGUCAUAGACUUUAAAGAUGGAGUGGCGUCAGCAGUCAUCUGUCAGCAGCGAGGAAGCUUAUUUAGAGGCGCAGAGAUGGAUGGAGGCUGUAACUAAGAAAAAAUUUGGGAACGGCGACUUCCGAUCAGCCCUGGAGAACGGAGUUCUGCUGUGUGAUCUGAUAAACAAGAUCAAACCUGGCAUCAUCAAAAGGGUCAACAGGCUCCCAACCCCCAUCGCAGGUCUGGACAACCUUAACGUCUUCCUGAAGGCCUGUGGGAAGCUCGGACUAAAGGAGGCACAGCUCUUUCACCCUGGGGAUCUUCAAGACUUGUCUACAAGAGUGACAGUAAAGCAUCAGGAGACAAACAGGAGGCUGAAAAAUGUUUUAAUCACCAUCUACUGGCUGGGUAGAAGAGCUCAGAGUGAUCGUUUCUAUGAUGGACCUUACCUAAAUUUCAAAGCCUUUGAGGGAUUGUUGGGCACAGCGUUAUACAAGGCUCUGCAGGAAUCAAACAACCCGAAGGGCUCCAACGUUAGAGACAGUGGCUUUGGAGACAGUUGGUACUCGGAGCGAGAGGAAAUCUACUCCCUGAGAGAAGGUGGAGGAGGAGGUAAACACAGGAGGGACGACUCGUUUGAUAGUUUGGACUCGUUGGGCUCCAGACCCCACAGCGUUUCAUCUGACGCCAAUCUUAAAGGCAGCAGCGAAGGUUGUAGCAGCGACACCGAGGCAGACUCCAGCUUCAGGAUGGCUGACAAGAACAGCCUCAGCUACCGCAGGUCGCUAGUCAUCACACCCAAAGUCACCGCCCAGUUUAACCAGUUCCUACCUACCAAAGACAAGCAGUCAGGUUAUGUGCCGGCUCCACUGAGGAAGAAGAGGGCUGAGCGCAACGAGGACAGCCGACGCAGCUGGGCCAGCUCCAGCUUUGGAGAUGAUGAAGGAACGCUCACCAGACAGCAGCAAACACCAGAGAGUUCUGAGGGGAGCAAAUCAACAAGCGACAUCCAGGUGGACCCCUCAGUCACCCGGCAGAACCGCCUCGAAGAGCUCCAGAAGUACCGUGAGCAGAUAAAAGACAGCGAGGAUAAGUGGCAGGAUGACCUGAACAAAUGGAAAAACCGGCGCCGGAGUGUGAACUCUGAUAUAGUGAAAAAGAAGGAGGAGCGGGAGAAGAUAGAGCAGAUCACGUACGGCGGCGAGAAAAGGUCCAAGACCUUCAAGGAGAUGCAAGAGGAGAGGGAUAAUAAAGGAAAAAGCAGCAUAGGCAGCCGUUUGUCAUCUCUCUCUCACUUGGAUGACGACGAGGACGUAUUUGACAGACCUGCUGUUCGCACGCCUACCCGAACACUUGCAGCCAGAAGCUACACCAUCGACACUCCAUCAUAUUCCUCUGAGUCCUACAAGCCCUCUGUGAAAACUGAGGAGCCCCCCGCUGCUUCCCCACCCACUCGUAGAUCACCUUCACCUCCCUCUUCGCCAGAAACUGUGGACAGUCCUGCAGUCAGAAACUCCAUCACCAGCUCCACCAUCACUCCUGCCAACCACAGCUCCCACUCUCAACCAGCUGCUCCACUACAGAAGAGUCCAGCAGAAACAAGCGCAGGUGGAACAAGCAGAGAGAAGGCUGCGAGGGACGGCGCCCCCGCCUCCUCCACCUCCACACAGAAGGAGCCUGAAUCGAGGCCCUCAUUGUUGGGAGCGAAAACUGAGGUGGCGGUCCCCUCUUUUAGUUCAAUCAACAGGCAACGACCACAGUUCAGCUCAAUGGAACCCAACCCUCCAGGGGGGUCUCGAGUUUCCGCCUCUCUCCCCAGGAGCUACCAAAGAUCGGAUAGCGCAAGGCUAAGCUCAGUUGUUGCUCCGAGGCCCUUUGGGACCCAGUCCUCACGCAUCUCCUCUCUUUCCAGAGCCUUUACAACGGACGACUCUCACAAGGGCGUCAACGGCAAUGUUGAUCUUUCUAAAAAGGCGUCAGUCCCCGGCCGCUAUCAUCAGUACAUGAACUCAGGGGAUGAGGAUCAGUCCAGCUCUUCACCCACCAGUGAUGAGGAGGAAGAGGAGGAGGAAGAGAAGGAUACCACAGUGAAAGGCCUGUCCUCUACUCAGAGCAUCAAAGCUGAUCUGCCUCCCGUUAAGAGUGAAGUCCCAGUCAGUCCUACUCCAAAGAAAGAAACUAGCAAGGAGGCCUUCUGCGAGAUGCGAAUCAGCCUGAACCAGAAGCCCAACAGCAGCCGGGACUUUGGUUUUCAGGCUGCCUGGGACUCAACAGGAGCUCGGGUCACCUCCAUCCAACCAGGUAGCUCAGCUGAGAUGUGCCAGCUGCAGGUCGGAGAUGAAGUGCUGAAGGUAAACGGGCUCCCAGUGGCACAGAUGAGUUAUGACCAGUGGAAGUCCAGCUUGCAUGAGGCCCUGCAGAAGGGCAGUCUGGUCAUGGAUGUGCGCCGUCACGGCCAGAACAACUGGGACAGAGAUCAACCUUCCCUGCCAUUUAAAAGCCAUAAGACCGUCAAUCUGACCAGUACGGAUCAUCCGAUACUUCUAGGUUCCCCUGAGAUAAAGACUGUCAGUUCCAGCCUGGAUUUUACUUCACGUACAGUCACAGAAACGGUGCUGGCUAAAGAACCGCCCACUCUUCCUCUUGUGGACGUGGCUUCAGACAAAGUUAAUGGGGACUUCCAUCAUGAACCAGUGACCAUGAGGAACAAAGAGUCAGAACCAAUAUCUUUGAAAAACUUUAAACGGAGGUCAGAGUUUUUUGAACAAGGAGACUCAGAGUCUAGUGUCAGUGCGCUGGCCUUCCUCUGUGGAGGAUCAGAGUCUUCCGUCCCAGAUAUCCCUGUUCCUCCGAUCACUCCAACCUCCUCUAGCCGCUGGUCGUGGGACCCUGAAGAGGAGCGCAAGAGACAAGAGAAAUGGCAAAAGGAGCAAGAGCGCCUCUUACAGGAAAAAUAUAAGCGUGAUCAGGAGAAGCUGCAGGAGGAGUGGCUGAAGGCCCAGCAGGAGAUUGUGACAAGCGGAGGCGACCAACAGCAGCCUAGGAGUCUCCAGGUGAACCACGGUGUGAGUCCACAAUCGCCCCCAUCUUCUGUCCAGCAGCCCACACCUACUCUGUGGGAGGAGGAAGAGAAGCAGAGGAAGAUGGAGCAGGAGCGACAGCGGCAGGCAGCGGAGAGGAGAAGGAGGGAAAUUCAGGAGGAGGAGGAGGAGCGGAAAAGAAGGGAAGAGAGGGAGGAGGAGUUGAGAAUGCAGAGGAUGAAAGAUGAAGAGCUGAGGAGGAAAGGGGAGGCCAGGGAGCAGGAGAGAAGGCAGCUGGAGGCGGCAGAGCAGCAGCGCAGGCAGAAAGCCUUUGAGCAGCAGAGGUGGGCUGCUGUCUCCCACGACUUUGACAGUGCUCAGCCUUCGCUGUCCUUCACUGACAGGGCAAAAUCUCAGUCGUCCCCCCAGCUUGAUGAGGACGACAAGCCUCAGAGGAGAGGUGUUUUAUUGCAGCCAGAGGGCACGUCUCUCAGGUUGCUGGAAGAUUUGAAGAUUUUACGUGCCAAAGAAACCCAAAGGCAGAGGACUGCAUCAUUGAUGGAAAAGAUAAACAACUUCAGAGCCAUGAGAUACGGAGAGGCAGAAAGAGAUGCGGUGACAGGAAGCGGAGCUUCUGAGGAGAAGAAGAGUCAACAGUCUCUAUCCCAGGCUGAGUUGGAGCGGCAGCAGAUCCUCAAUGAGAUGAAGAAGAAGACCCCGCUCUUAACGGACAACAGUUGGAUCCGUCAGCGCGCCGCCAGCACGGCCAUCAACAGGGAGAGCGAGGUGCCACCCAUGCGCAGAGGGGAAUCUCUUGACAACUUGGACUCCUACAAUACUCGGCACUCGUCAUGGACCGCCAGGAGCAACUCUUUUGCUCCAAACUACUCUCGGCCUUAUUCUGGCUACUCUGGAAACUCUUCUUUUUAUUCCGGAGUGUCGGGGGGCCGUCGGGCCGUUUCCUCCACUCUACCCUCCUCCUACUCUACUGACUCCCUCCGAGGUGGGGCAGGAACGCACCCAGCACCUUGGUCCCGUACACCCCUCUCCCCUUCUACUCCAUCGCCAACCGUCUCUCCAGACCUCACAUCUGAGGCUUAUCAGCAGCGGAACAGGUCAGUGAGUGGCAGGAAAAUCUGCACGUUCUGCGACACCCCGCUGGGAAAGGGAGCAGCCAUGAUCAUCGAGUCCCUUGGGCUCUGUUAUCAUUUGAACUGUUUUAAGUGCAUCGACUGUAAAUCAGACCUCGGUGGAACUGAGGCCGGAGCUGAAGUCAGAAUACGAAACAAACAGCUCUACUGUAACACUUGCUACAUGCGAUUCAAAACCGGCCAGCCAUCAGCUAUGUGAUGCAGGCGUGCUGCAGCAAAUCGACGAGGAAACUACAUGUGACAACAACCCAUGAACUUUAACGUAUUGAAAGCCAUUGCAAUAAUUAUACUGAUGAGAAACAUAUUUGCCAUUAUGCGCCAUGAGUGAGAAGAAUUCAAUGGAGUUAUCUACUUGUAUCAUCAUAUUGUAUCACACACUAUAACUGUACAAAUGUUCAAGGAUUCUACAUUCCCUAUUGUUUUUUGUUUUUUUGUGUUUUUAAGUCUAUCUCCGGGAGAUUCCAGAGUAAGAGCUUGACUUUCAGCUUUUAGAUAUUUUUUUUGUAAAUGUGACGAGAGAAACCUGCAGGAUCAUGCUUCUUUUUUUGUGGUAUUAAAUUCCCUGUUAAGAAAGAAAAAGGUUUGAUUUUCAUGUGUUUGUGGCUUUAUGUUUGUUAGAGAGAAGUAAAUACAAUUAUUAGGAUUCUUUUAUGCAUCUUGUUUGAAAAUAAUAUCUGCUUCGACCGCACUUUUUACAUUAAGACUUCACAUCAUUCUCGAUUAAGGCAGAGCAACUCUGUAAAUAAAUGACUUAAAGCUUA